Messenger RNA from Saccostrea echinata, 3904 nucleotides. RefSeq lists its product as uncharacterized. The record is from RefSeq and is a predicted model, not a curated record. The transcript is spliced from 2 exons. Lineage: Eukaryota; Metazoa; Mollusca; Bivalvia; Ostreida; Ostreidae. The coding region runs from base 14 to 3814 and encodes 1266 amino acids. Gene Ontology annotation, molecular function: G protein-coupled receptor activity. Gene Ontology annotation, cellular component: membrane. Gene Ontology annotation, biological process: G protein-coupled receptor signaling pathway; cell surface receptor signaling pathway.
UAAACAUUACAAAAUGAUUGCUACAUAUGGACUAUUUUUCCCGCUUAUUUUGUUGACCGGUAAUAUGGUGAAUUGUGUUUUGUGGAACUCCAAUGUAUCGUUUGCCAGUGACGAUUUACAUGCAAUUGAUUAUAACUAUCUUAUGAUGCAAUAUAUUUCUGUGUGUGGAGUUACGAACUUGUGUGAUGAAUCACUUGUUACGUCUUUUAACUUAACAGAUCAUGAAUUCUUACACACACCCCUUUGUCCGGAAUGUUCGUGUGACGUAAACUGUUUCAAAGAUUCCACUAUUCCAUGCUGCCCUGAUUUAUAUUUCAGGUAUGGCGUACCACAAUGUCGGUCAGUAGAAAUUGUCUACAACACAGAGAGAAAUAUGAGUAAUUAUUAUACUAUGCUAGAAAACUGUCCACCUGGAACCAGCACAAAUCUGAAUGAAGAAUGCACAAAAGAACGGAGUCCUGCUGAGAUUCUUGUAUUACCUCCAGUGUCAAGCAAAGAUCAUGAUUUCAUUUUCUGGAAUAAAUACUGUGCCACUUGCCACAAUGUGUCCGAUAUACAGCCUUGGUCUUUAUAUUUUCAGUGUAAAAAGAAUGUUGAUUUCAACUAUUUAUCUUCGUAUGAAAAAAUUAUUGAUACAGCAAACAAAUCGCAUUGUUCGGUGACCUUUCAAGGGCAUGGUCAACAUUGUGUUCCUUAUGAUGGACAGGACCUGAUUUCUUCCUGCAACGUCACCGGAACCUGGCAGAUAUACGACUCUACAAUAGACAAAGCUUGCAGAAGCAGUUAUAAUUCAACGUAUAAUUUUGUGUUUAAAAACGUGUUUUGUUAUCUAUGCAACCCUCCAACAUCAAAACAAAUAUCUGGAUACAAACAAAAGACUUGCCCUGAUCCUAUGUCACCAUUUGGGAAAUUGUGCAGUAGUUUUCCAUCGACAUCAAUUACAUUUCCUUAUAGCAAUAUCUUCUGUCUACUAUGCCAUGAGAAUGAAAUAGAGUUUGAUACGGAAAUAAAAAUAAUCGAUCAAACCAAUGAAGUUAAAAUACAGUAUUCUAUCAAAAUAUUUCCAGAGACGUUUACUAAAAUGAUGCUUUUGGCAUCUGCUUUUGAUGAACAGUUGCACACGCGGGAGAAUUAUAAAACUCCAGAAGAGGUGGAACUAAAUGUCACAAAGCUCGCCAUUAAAAAUUUUGCUUAUUCUGGAGGUGGACUAUGCUCAUCUGAGAUUCUGAACGAAGAUGUUAAGAACAUAGGAAGCAAAUGUUCAUGUGAUGCUAGCUGUUUUAAGGACUGCUGCAUUGACCAGGCGCUAAAAAAUCCCAUCACCUCCUGCAUUUCUACCGACUUUCCGCCAAAAUAUAGCGAAUAUGGUGGCUAUAGAAUCGUAGAUAGAUGUUUAGGAACAACCUCAGAUGAAUGUCAUUCUAAUUCCAAGGAUUUAUUUCAAAAUGUACCAUUGACUAGUGUAAAAAGCGGUAUAACAUACAAAAACGUAUUUUGUCAAUAUUGCAGCUCGAAUUCAAACAGUCUCCUAGAAACGACUGAACAUUGGGGUUUGAAUAUUUCUUGUAAUCAAUUCAUAAAUCCUGAUUAUUUUCCAUCACUUCAAGAUUUUAUAAAUUCUCUGAAGGCGGCACAUUGUAAUAUACGUUUGUUGCCACACAAAUCCGCCAAGCCUUGUGAUAGAAUCAAAGCAGACGUCAAUCUUUGUAACAUCACUGGGUUGUGGUCUACAGAAGACAUUGAUGUCAGAAAAGCCUGCGAGGAAUUAAAACCGAACCGUCUACCUUCAAUAGGACCAGCAAAAAAUAGCCAAAAAAGUUACAAAAAUAUAUUCUGUCAGAUGUGCAACCCCGUGAAACAAGCACCUACGGAAAUAAUUGGGCAUUGUUAUAAUAGUACCAACGAGAUUGCAAAUUCACAGGCAUUGGAAGCAGCCUGUGGGAAGCUUCCAUAUGUGCAAAUGUCCUCUAAUUACAAGAACAUUUUCUGUGAGAAAUGCAAUGGAUACAAAACUGAAAAUGAAGCGAUAAAAGCAACAGACUUAGAUAUAAUGCACAGUCUCCUUCCAGCAGUGUUCAACGGAGAUUUUCGCAGGGAACAUGGUAAGAUGCCCAGUUACAGAACUAUAUUUUCCCUCAGUUCAUUUGAUGAUGAUGAUGAUGAUAACAAGGGAAAGGAAAUGACUUGUUUUUCUGAUCAGCAUAUGGAUCAAUCUAAGAAUAUAUGCAGAAAUAAAACCUGUUUCCCAGGGAAGAUACUGCGCAACAGUUCCUGUGUAUCCCUUCUUCCACAAACCAAAAACCUGAGAUACAUUCUGUACUUCCGGGCGGACCUAAAUGAAAACAUAUCUGCUACACCUAACAUUGAAACAGUCUGCGGUGCUUUUCAUGAAUCUAUUUAUAACUUUUUAAAACACAUUACACACCUAGAUGACCAAUUCAUCAAGAUAGAAGAAUAUACGUGUCUUGCAAACAAAGACUGUGAUACAAAAGAAUUAUCUGGACUGCAGAUUUACAUACAAAUAGUAGUUUUUAUAUCAGGAAUGGUACAUCGCUUGGAAACAGAAAGAAACCUAGUAUCCUUCUCUAAUUCACUUCAUAAUUUACCGAUCAGGAAUACCAUUUAUAACUUUUCGUUAAGUCAGUCUGGACAUUCCAAAUUGUUUCCGUUUUUCGCUAGACAUUGUAUUCAUAAGAAAAACAAAUCCAAGCUCAAUAACCCCGAGUACAGAAAGGUCUAUGUGAACAACUUACUUCUUUGUCAACAAAUUCUUUUAAUUCCAGAGGAAUACAAGUAUAAUGCCUCAACACAAAGUCUUCAAAUUAAGCAAUGGAAUAUUUCUCUACCACACGAUCAAUUUUUAUUAACUGAAAAUAUGUCUGCAAGAGUAUGCGUUUUUAAUUCUACCAAACCUUCGACACAAGAAUUCGAACAGUCUUUCGGGGAUUCGUCGUUCAGUUUAUCGGUGCUGACGUUUGUAUGUAUUGUAAUAUCUCUUGUGUGCCUCGUCAUAACCUUUAUAGUCUACUGUAUUUUUCAAUCUCUUCGAACACUGCCUGGGUUGAACAAUAUGUGUUUAAUUGUUUCUCUUUUCUUUGCUCAACUAAUGACAAUAAUUAGACCCUAUAUUUUGGACUUCCACAUUGUUGCCGUGGUGUCCUCAAUAACUAUGCAUUAUUUCUGGUUGUGUGUCUUUUUCUGGUUAAGUGUCUGUUCAUUUCACAUGUUUCGUGUAUUUACCAGAAAUACUCACAAAAUAAAAAGUGAAAAAGACACUUGUCAUGCUAUCAUUAAGUAUGCUGCGUACGCAUUUGGUAUCCCAGGCUUGUUUGUCGUGAUUCACUUGACUGUAAAUGUUAUAGCUUCAGAUGGAACGCUUACAGGAUAUGAAAACAGAAAUGGACUCGUAAACGACAAAAUUGCCUUUAUCGUCACAAUCAUAACCCCAAUGUUGUUGAUUUGCUUAAGUAAUUUUUUCUUCUUUGUCAUCACUGUCUACCGGAUCCGAAAUACUCCGCAUGCGCAGAAGAAUCAGAAGCAGUCCGUGGAGGUGUGGGUUUACGUCAAGUUGUUUGCUCUGACUGGCUUAACAUGGAUCUUUCAGAUUGUAGACGCUUUCCUCUCGGUUUCCUUCCUGUCCUACAUAGUUGCCAUUCUAAAUGGGCUUCAAGGAUUGUUCCUGUUUUUAAGCUAUGUCUGCAAUGGACGAGUAUUACGAUUGUGCUGUGAAAAAAGAAAUAAUAAUUCCCUGGGUUCGGUGUCCUCUUCACAUCUAAAUUCUUUAGUGUCUACGAAAAAAUCUACAAAAUUCUAGUCAACUAAUUAUCUUGUUUUUAAUGACUGUCCUUUUUUAUUUUACGAAUGCUACACUUUUUUUAAAGAAAAAAUGAAUUGUUAUUUAAAU